Messenger RNA from Coniosporium apollinis CBS 100218, 780 nucleotides. RefSeq lists its product as uncharacterized. The coding region runs from base 1 to 780 and encodes 259 amino acids. The record is from RefSeq and is a predicted model, not a curated record. The transcript has a single exon. NCBI's taxonomy places the organism in Eukaryota, Fungi, Ascomycota, Dothideomycetes.
AUGAACGCGUCCGAAGAACAGCGUUCUGCUUCCACUGUCGCGUCAGAGGCUCCUUCCGUCGACGUCGACAUUCCGACCGGUGGCCUGGGUAGCUACGGCGAGAAGGAAUACGAUCUGUUCUGCGAUACGGCUUCCAGCUCAACCAGACUUUCUAGGCGUGGGGCUCUACUUCACAAUGAUUUGCACGUUCAGCAUAUGUAUCCGCCGGCACCUAUUGAAGUGCAUCACUCUUCGCCUGUUCCAGUCCGCUGUGUUAAGCGAGACAGUGCAAUUUGCCUGCUUCCUUUGCCGACCACGGAAAGCUCGCUUGAGGGAUCGGAGGUCAUCACACCCGAGGAAACGAAGAAGAGCGAAUUUAUCGUCGGCAGUGUGCCCGAUCCUACUCCCAUGAUCACCUGGGCGGCGCACUUACCGACCCGAGAAUCUCAUGCGAGGCACCACCUUGGAAAACUCGACUUGUCAACCGCGGCAGCCGAAGCCCCACAGGCACUGCCGACACCGAUGCCGGGCACAAUCUUGCCAUUGGAGGACCCAUUUGAAGAUCUCUCAACAGUACCAAACAAACCAUGCGCAACACACGCCUCCGAGUUUAGCACAGAUUCAGCCAGCCGUUCUCCCAAGGAACUGUUGACACAGACAAGCUUCAACGAGAAGCUCCAAGCGCUCAAGAACCCGGAUGCUGGCCACGUCGACCACAAUACCGGUUUGUGGGAGUCGAAUGAUCCGUUUGCACGGGGAGAAGUGGACACUUUGUCGGGAGCAUCCGCGGAAACGUGGUAA